This is a messenger RNA of Paraphaeosphaeria sporulosa, 1602 nucleotides long. RefSeq names its product aquaporin-like protein. The transcript has 5 exons. Gene Ontology annotation, biological process: water transport; glycerol transmembrane transport. Gene Ontology annotation, cellular component: plasma membrane. The coding region runs from base 1 to 1602 and encodes 533 amino acids. The record is from RefSeq and is a predicted model, not a curated record. Gene Ontology annotation, molecular function: glycerol channel activity; water channel activity. Lineage: Eukaryota; Fungi; Ascomycota; Dothideomycetes; Pleosporales; Didymosphaeriaceae.
AUGCAGAAUCGGAAUGACACCGCCAGCACAAGGCAGUCGAAUAGGGCACCCACGGCGCAAGACAGUGGACGGCCGCAGCAAUAUCUGCAACGACAACAGACUCAAAAGAAGGCUGAGGACACCUACUAUGUCGACAACGACUACUACUCAUUGAAUCCGUGGUAUGAGCAGCAGCCUGCUAAGCCACUCUUCGGGUUGGGUCGACCCUUUCCAAGAACGGUCCGCCCUGGCAUGUUGUGGGGCCGUAAGCGCUCAGAGCAACCCGAUCAACAAGACCAAGAGCAAGGACAGGGACAAGGAGGUCAGUAUCAGCAGAGUCAGAUGAGCCGUAUAGAAGGCACCCAAGGUGUUCGGACUCUGCAAAUCCCACCGCAGAUCGAUGAGUACGGAGAGGCUCAGCCUCCUCCUGAUCGCUUCGAGGCAGAUCUCGAUGGGUACAAGUACAUCGUAACUCGCAUCAAAGACGAGGAAGCCGAGUCUCCCGACUAUGAGCGCGACGUAGGGCGUGAAGACCAAUAUGACCACCGUGACCAGCAGAAGACGGAAACCUCAGCUGAAGCGCACCAAGGCCUGCAAUCGCCGACAAUGAUCCCAGAUAGUAUGGGCGACAACUUUCACGGUGACCACCCGCCCCUGGAUGACGAGCAGUCGGUUGCCACGGCUGAGACGCACGCGGAGAAGCAGGAGAUUCGUCAGCGGGAAGAGGAGGCCAUUCAGGACUACUACAACACAUACAGGAAUCCGCUGUCGCGGUUUCGCGCGCGUUACCCUGAGGCAUUUGCGGAAUUUCUCUCAACUACGGUAUACCUAUUCUUCGGCCUAGCAGGAGGCAUAUACUCGAUCACGUAUCCAGCCGCAGAAGGCGACUACAUCACGCAGUCCUGGGCGUGGGGCCUCGCCGUCACCGCCGGCAUCUACAUCGGCGGCGGUGUAUCUGGCUCGCACAUGAACCCUUGGAUCUCGAUCGCGUUUUCCGUCUUCCGCGGCUUUCCUAGGAAGAUGUGCGCCGUGUACUGCUGCAUGCAGAUCCUGGCUGGCUUCGCUGCCGGGACACUGGCAUGGUUCAUCUACCGCGACGCCAUCCUCCACAUCGACCCGGCUCUCACCCCCUCCAUCACCGGCAAAGCGCUCUACACCAUCCCGGCAUCUUACGUCUCCGUCCCCACCGCAUUCUUCAACGACUUCCUCUCCGCCGCGCUCUAUACCUGUGUCGCCUUCGCCAUUGGAGACGACUCCAACACGCCGCCCGGGUCUGGCAUGUCCGCCCUAAUAUACGGCCUAAUGUCCUUCCUGCUCUGCAUUUGCUUUGGCUAUAACGGGCUCGGCGUCUCCCCAGCGCGAGAUCUCGGACCCCGCUUCAUCGCGUGGUGGGUUGGGUACGGGCCUGAGACAUUCUCGUCAGGGUGGUGGGCGUAUGGGCCUGUUGCCGCAGGCUUAUCUGGGGCGCUGACGGGCGCACUGGUGUAUGAUGUUUUUGUGUUUGUGGGCGGGGAGAGUCCUGUGAAUUAUCGGUGGCCGACUCCGCGAGAGGUCAAGGAUAAAGUUCGAGAAGUGAGGGGGGAGAGGAAGGGCGAGAGAGAGGGAGGGGAUGAGGAGGUGUAG